CCCAGGGGUGGCUGCCCGGGGCCGGAGCACCAGUCUCUUGUCCCCGGGCGCCGCCCCCGUGUCCCGCCCGCCCCACGCUCCGCCCCGGUCGCCGCUCGUCCCGCGUGGGAGCCGACCCGGCUCAGCCUGAUUUACGGCUCUGCUGAAAACCGCUCGCGCGGCUCCCGCAGCAUCAGCACCGGCGGCUGCAGCGGCAGCAACAAGUCGGGACUUUCAGAGUGAUGCAACAGACGACUUUUGAGGAAAGCCGGUACCGUUGGCAGGACUCGCUGGAGAAUGUCGCUGUGUGCCUGCCAUUCCGCUGUCCGAGGUGUGGAGACCACACCAGAUUUAGAAGCUUGUCGUCCUUGAGGGCCCAUCUGGAAUUCAGUCACAGCUACGAGGAGCGGACCCUCCUGACAAAAUGCAGCCUCCUGCCAUCUCUCAAGGACACAGAGCUACUCAGGUCCUCCGACCUCCCGAAGCAGGGAAAACUGCUUCGGGGCCACGCAAAGGUGACCAAGCAGAAGCCGAGCUAUGUUAACUUGUACAGCAUCUCCCACGGGCACUCCAAGGACACGAAACCCUUUGAGAUGGUGGCAGAGAGGCCCGUGUCCUAUGUGCAGACCUACACGGCCGUGGACAUCCGGGCUGACUCUCUGGAUGCUCCCCGGUCCAGCCCUGGACUCCCCACCCAAGACACCAAAGCUGCUUUCGAGGCUCACGUCCGAGAAAAGUUCAAUCGCAUGGUAGAGGCCGUGGACAGGACCAUCGAGAAGAGAAUCGACAAACUCACCAAAGAGUUGGCCCAGAAAACCGCCGAACUGUUGGAAGUCCGGGCGGCCUUUGUGCAGCUGACUCAGAAGAAGCAAGAAGUUCAGAGGCGAGAACGCGCCCUGAACAAACAGGUAGACGUGGCGGUGGAAAUGAUUGCCUUGCUCAAGCAACGCCUGACAGAAUCCGAGGAGGAGCUCCUGAGGAAAGAGGAAGAAGUCGUCACAUUCAACCAUUUCCUGGAAGCAGCGGCGGAGAAGGAGGUCCAAGGAAAAGCGAGGCUCCAGGACUUUAUUGAGAACCUGCUGCAACGGGUGGAAUUGGCAGAGAAGCAGUUGGAGUACUAUGAAAGCCAGCAGGCCUCCGGUUUCAGCCGUGACACUAGUGAGCACAUGCUCACAGACAUCUCGCCGAACAGGAAGCCCCGAUGCCUAAGCCGAGGGCACCAGCAUUCUGUUUGCAAUCAUCCUGAGCUGAGGGCUCAUUUCCAUCUGAAGGGGAGAAGCUACCUGAAGAAAGCCAAGGAUGAACGAGCAGGGAUGCCGCCCACCAAGGCCAUUCACGAACAGGCUGAGUCUCUGAGAGAAUUCUUCAGACCAGCCAAGAAAGGGGAGCACCUGGGCCUGAGCCGGAAAGGGAACUUCAGGCCCAAAAUGGCUAAAAAGAAACCUACAGCAAUCGUGAAUAUCAUCUAGAGCUUGGGCAGCUCGGAAGCAUCACCACCGAAUGGUGUUCCAGGGCCCAACAGUGUUGUCCUUUUGGACGUGUGGCCAUAGGAAGAUAUAGCAGGAACGCAGGGAACACAAAACACAGGGUCACUCUGAUUAACCAGAAUUUAACACAGAGGGUCUCAGUAAGCCAAGAUUUUAUUUUAACCUCCUUUAGGUGCAAGGGAAAUUACAACAAAUAAAAAAUAGUAAAGUAAAACUUGAAACACUCACAUCGUAUAGUUCUGGUAAAUAAGAACCUGUUACUUCUUAAAUCACUGGCCAGUCUCCCACAGACCUGGCACCAGGGGUUCGUCUACCCAAGUGCCCAUUAGUACAUGGGCCGCACAAGAUGCCAGACUCUGGUGUCCACUGCUCUCUGAAUUAUGAGGCAAGGACUGUGACUGUGAAGUUCUUCUACUUUAAAGAAAAAUAUUUAUUUUUGGUGUUCUUGCUAUGCUAUGUAGCCCUGCCUGGCUUGGAGCUUCAUAUAUACACCAAGCUAGCUUUGAACUUGCAGCAAAUCCUCCUGCCUCUGCCUCCUGAGUGCUGGAAGUACAAGUGUGCUCUACCAAACCCAGCAGGGAGUGUAAAGUUCUUAUUGAGAGCAGUGAAGUAAAAGGCUUUUGUUGUUUGUUUCUGGGUAGACCCCCUUGGAUACAUCUGAAAGUCUCUAUGGUAAAGGUUCAUUCCCUGUUACCCUUGAGUAUUCUGGUUAAUCGAGACUUUAAUCUCCGGGUGGGUUCAGUUCAGUGAGACUUUAAUCUCCGGCUGCCUUCAGCUAGACCUAAGUUCUCUUUGCCAGGUGGCUUUUGGAGUCGAGUCACAUCCGGGUCCUUCAGAGCAUAUUUAUUCAAGGUCUGGGUGCACCCCUCCUGACUUUUUCGGUUAAGCACGCUGUACCCUCAAGAGCUGUCUAUCGGCCUCUGUAGAGAUAGCUGCUAAAAAACCCUUGGGGUCAGCAGCAUCUUUGAUGUGGUACCCAAGUGCUUGAUUGCUAGAGGAGGGCAUAUUCAGGGUACCAUGGCCAUCUUGGCUAUGCUGCGGGGACGCCCAAUGUUCUACCACCACCCGCUUCCCUGGAAGUACCACCGGUUUGCUACCGGUUACUCGUGAGCAUGCUCUUUGCUAACUUCCGUUUCCACCCGGAAGCUCACUUUGCCGCCUGUUGCUUCUAUGGCUGGUGUACACUUUCCUUCUUCUCAGCCACAUGCCUGGGUUGUUCAUUGUGCGGUGCAUUCUGUUGUAAUUUAAGAUGAAAAAGAAUGCAUGUGAAAUAUGGCCUCAAUAUCUCCCCAAAUGACAUUUUUGCCAUUUAAAAAAAAA
Messenger RNA from Grammomys surdaster, 2786 nucleotides. It is a transcript of the gene Znf365, whose product is annotated as zinc finger protein 365. Lineage: Eukaryota; Metazoa; Chordata; Mammalia; Rodentia; Muridae. Gene Ontology annotation, biological process: regulation of neuron projection development; regulation of DNA strand resection involved in replication fork processing; telomere maintenance. The transcript is spliced from 5 exons. The coding region runs from base 222 to 1448 and encodes 408 amino acids. Gene Ontology annotation, cellular component: centriolar satellite. The record is from RefSeq and is a predicted model, not a curated record.